UUCUUAUGCAUAUUUGGAAAGCCACAGUGGUCAGGUGAAGUCCCUGGUGACUGGAAAAAGGGAAAAGGGGAAAACAUCACCCCCAUUUUUAAAAAGGGGGAGAAAGAAAGAUCCAGGGGACUACAGACCAGUGAACCUCACCUCUGUGCAUGUGAAGAUCCUCCCAGAAGAUAUGCCAAGGGACAUAAAAGACAAGGAGGUUUAAAAAUGUCUGAUCAGAAAAGUAUUGUACACAGAACCCAUUGUAUUGAAAAACUACUGUCUGAGAACAAUUUGCAAGAUAUUGAGGAUCAUCUUAAAGAACUUGAAGAUGUUGAUAUGACUGUAGAAUAUCUUCAGGGGACAGAAGUUGCCAAGGCUGUAUACAGAGUACUCAAGAGCUGCCCUUCAGGAGGGUUGAAAAAGAAAGCGAAGCAGUUAUUAUCAAGGUGGAAAGCACUUUACAAGAAUAACUGUGUUCAGUCAAUGCAAGUUAAGAAGUCCGUUUCUGUGUAUGUGAAAGAGGAAAUUGAGCAUUGCAGUGUGGCUCCUAGAGAGCAGUUGCUGUCGGAAGGACCAUGUCAGCAGGAGGCAUUAGGUAGUACUAGUUCCAACAUUUUGGUCCCAUCACAAAUUGUUAAAAAUCUGAUCUGUAACAAUGCAGAAGGCAGUAUUAAUCAGCUUUCUUCUGCUGAGGAGCAACACACUAUUAAUGAAGAUUCUAAAUCUGUUAAUAAUGAAGCAAGUCUGCAGCAGGACCCAGUGAGAGCUCUUAGGUGCAAAUGUACUGAUCUUCUAUAUAAAGCUUUGAUUAGUUCUGCCAAAGAUGAAGAAGAAACUGUUAAAUGGCUAGAAUUAUCCAAAGAAAUUGAAAACCAUGUUUUUGCUCUUCAUGCUAAAAAUGACAAAAAAUAUAAAAAUUGCAUCAGAAGUAAAAUCUCUAACCUGAAGAAUCCUAAAAAUUGCCACUUGAAACAUAACCUUUUUACAGGGACUUUGAGCCCAAAGGCUUUUGCUGAGAUGACAGUGAUGGAAAUGGCCAGCGAUGAACUGAAACAGCUCAGGGCUCUGUACACCGAAUCAUCUGUUCAGGAGCAUCAGCUUCCACAAGUUAUUAAUGGCACACAGACAAACAAAAUAAAGUGUAGGCGCUGUGAAAAAUUUGAUUGCACCGUCACUAUGAUCGCCAGAGGAACUCUCUUUCUUCCCGGUUGGGUGCGAAACACAAAUCCCGAUGAACAAAUGCUGACUUACGUUAUUUGUAAUGAAUGUGGAGAGCAGUGGUAUCACAGCAGAUGGAUUUGUUUGUAACACUAUCCCUCCUUAAUAAAUGGUUUGGAAACAUUGAUACGAGAAGGUGCCUCUGUUGAAACUUUAAACUCUGUAUUGAUACUAUGUAGAUGCUGUCACUACAAAGUGCAAAAUCAGUUUUAAAAAAUUACUAAUGUAUUUUUGAAGAUGACUUCAAUAAAUCUAUGUGGUUUUAAGUAAUGUAAAUAUGUAAGAAAAUAAAAGAGUAGAGGGAAAAAAUUGUGACAUGGUUACGCUAUAUCUGAGAAUAAAAUUAUUCACUAGGAAAUCCAUUAAAAAUA
Molecule: messenger RNA, 1571 nt
Organism: Empidonax traillii (willow flycatcher)
Lineage: Eukaryota; Metazoa; Chordata; Aves; Passeriformes; Tyrannidae
Gene: TCEANC
Product: transcription elongation factor A N-terminal and central domain containing
Exons: 2
Coding region: 208-1290 (360 amino acids)
Biological process (GO): DNA-templated transcription
Cellular component (GO): nucleus
Source: RefSeq, a predicted model, not a curated record